AUGAGCACUCUCGAUAGCACUCAGGUCGCCAACACUCUUCGCCGCCUGUUUGGCGACAUGGCCAACGACAAGCAGCGCAUCGGCGAGCUCCGCGAGAAGUUCAUCAAGGAGGGCCUCAUCUCGCCCGACGAGGACCUCAAGCAGCUGGUCGUCCGCUUGUCGCGGGAGGACUACAAGGCACUCUACACCGGCAUGCUCAGCCAGCUCUACCUGGCCGUCAAGCCCGAAUUCGGCAAGAUGCUCUACAUGCUCGCCCUUGCGCGCAACGCCACCAACAUCGUCGAGUUCGGCACCUCGUUCGGCGUUUCGACCAUCCACCUCGCCGCCGCGCUACGCGACAACGGCGGGCGCGGCAAACUGAUCACGACCGAGUUCGAGCCCGGCAAGGUGGCCCAGGCCAAGCGCAACCUCGAGGAGGCCGGGCUGGUCGACCUGGUCGAGUUCAGGGAGGGCGACGCGAUGCAGACCCUGCAGACCGAGCUGCCCGCAACGAUCGAUCUGGUGCUGCUCGACGGGGCCAAGAACCUCUACGUGCCCCUGCUCAAGCUGCUGGAGCCGAGGCUCAAGCGCGGCGCCCUGGUGCUGGCCGACAACGCCGACUUCGAGCCCGACUACCUGGCCUACGUGCGCGACCCCGCCAACGGCUACGUCUCGCUCGACCUGGCCCUCGAGCAGGGCAACGAGAUGUCGGUCCGCGUCGUCGAUUCGGCCUAA
Molecule: messenger RNA, 714 nt
Organism: Acanthamoeba castellanii str. Neff
Lineage: Eukaryota; Discosea; Longamoebia; Acanthamoebidae
Product: O-methyltransferase family 3 protein
Exons: 1
Coding region: 1-714 (237 amino acids)
Molecular function (GO): O-methyltransferase activity
Source: RefSeq, a predicted model, not a curated record